This is a messenger RNA of Rotaria socialis, 1152 nucleotides long. NCBI's taxonomy places the organism in Eukaryota, Metazoa, Rotifera, Eurotatoria, Philodinida, Philodinidae. The record is from the annotation of a GenBank genome assembly.
AUGGCUAUACACCGAUUUAUAUUUCUUGUCAUUAGUUCUGGUAUUUACGUAUUGCUUAUUAACUCUUGUUCACAAUUAGCAUCGUGUGCAACCGAGAACGAUGCAUGUUAUCAAUCUUCUACUGGUUGUGUAAAUCAUCCAUAUUGCCGUUAUGUCCCUGUCUGUUAUUCAUCGUUGAUGGCCACAAAAGGAAUACGCCCAGUCAUACAAUAUUCAACAAGGAUACCCAACAUUCCAGCUGGGGCACGAUGGAUGCAGAAUGGGGUGAUCAUUGCUGGAAAUCAUGGCGAAGGCUUUAACACCAACCAAUUCUCAGAGCCAUUAGGUCUGUUCGUUGAUGACGAUGAAACGAUGAUCAUCGCUGAUAAUUGGAAUCAUCGUAUUAUUCAAUGGAAGAAGGGUGAUACAGAUGGAACUAUACUUGCUGGUGGUCAUGGUGAAGGAAAUCGAUUGAAUCAAUUGAACUCCCCAACUGACAUGUUAGUUGACAAAGAGACGAAAAAUCUCAUUAUAUGCGAUCGUGGCAAUCAGCGUGUUGUACAGUGGUCUCUUCGUAGUGGUACAAGUAAAGGAAAAGUCCUUCUUGACAAAAUAUUUUGUUACGGAUUAGCUAUGGAUGAUCAGCGAUAUCUCUAUGUUACUGAUAUUGGACAAAAUGAAGUAAGACGAUAUAAGAUAGGAGAGAAAAAUGGAACUGUAGUGGCUGGUGGCAAUGGCCCAGGUGCUGAUCUCAAUCAACUCGAAGAACCAAUAAAAAUCUUCGUCGACCAAAAACAGACUGUCUACAUAUCAGAUAAUAGAAAUCAUCGUGUAGUGAAAUGGAACAAAGGCGCCAAAGCAGGAAUUGUCGUCGCUGGAGGUCAAGCAGAAGGAGAUGCUUUGACACAAUUAUUUAGUCCCAUUGGACUAGUUGUCGAUCGAUUGGGCACCAUCUAUGUGGCAGAUACUUGGAAUCAUCGAAUAGUGCGUUGGCCUAAAGGUGCAAAACAGGGUACUGUUAUUGCAGGGAAAAUUGAUUCAAAUGAAGGAGAAAAUCAAUUCGAAUUCCCCGUGGAUUUGUCCUUCGAUCGAGAUGGCAACCUCUAUGUAGUCGAUUGGGGUAAUCAUCGAGUUAAACGAUUUUUCAUUGAAAAGACUCAAAACAAUAGUUAA